GAAUUUAUAUCGAUUAGUUCUCAUCUAGCUCUCACCCGUGCCGUUCACGGGUAGGUCCGGAAAGUCAGUUUUAUGUUUAUAAUAUUUUGUUUCUUUGUUGAAAUUUCUUGAUAAUUUAGUCAAUUUAAAUCGUUUAUCAGCUGUCGCGAAGUGAGAAUUUGAUUACUUCAACCAUGCCACUGAAAUCAGAUUUAAUAUGGGACAAGCUAAACCAACGUUUGGCACAAGUUGAUCGCUCCAAGAGAUCAUUUUUGGCUAUUAUAUUUAUUCAUCUUCGCCAAGAUGGAAAAAUAGUCCGAACUGUUGUUUUGGACUGCAGUGCACUCAAAAUAGAAGAAAUAGAAUCGGGAUCAUCAUUUACAGCAACAUAUCCUGCCGAACGGAUCGACGCAUCUAUCGAAAUCGACGACGAUGAUUUCUACUCGGUUGCAACUAAGCAAACUACCUUUUCCUCCCUUAUGAAACAGGAGAAGGUAAAAGUCCAAGGCAACCCGGAAUGCUUCUUGAAACUGGACGAAAAGUUUAAGUAAAAUGUACUACAAAAAAGAAGAUGCACUUUUGGAUGGCACAACAGCAAAAAUAAUACUAAGACGGAGUAACUUUGCUCAUAAUCACUGAGAUUUACUUUAUUUUACACAUUGAAGCAUGCACAUCACAUUUAUUACAUUAAUAACCACCAUUCAACAAAUAAUGUAUUGUUGAAUUAAGCACACGAUCAUUUGCGUAUUAGUUAUGCUAACAGACAUACCAUUGCUUCAGUUUAUAUCCUUAAUAAGUGUACCCGUUUUCCUGUAGUAAAAUUCCUGAUCAAAAACUCUAUCGAAAUACAAUUACAUGUAAAAAAAUGAAUGUCAUGCCUUUUUUAGUGAAGACUAAUUGUAACUCUUAGUUUAAGUUAUUUGCUAAAAUAUAUAGUGUGAGACUCCUCAA
This is a messenger RNA of Wyeomyia smithii (pitcher-plant mosquito), 930 nucleotides long. RefSeq lists its product as uncharacterized. The record is from RefSeq and is a predicted model, not a curated record. Bases 174 to 530 code for a protein of 118 amino acids. The transcript has 4 exons. Lineage: Eukaryota; Metazoa; Arthropoda; Insecta; Diptera; Culicidae.